Messenger RNA from Protopolystoma xenopodis, 276 nucleotides. Lineage: Eukaryota; Metazoa; Platyhelminthes; Monogenea; Polystomatidea; Polystomatidae. The record is from the annotation of a GenBank genome assembly.
AUGUAUAUUGGUCGUGUUAGUCCUGUUGAACCGUUCCCGCAGCAGAUAAAAGGUCGCAAGUAUUCGCUGGAUCAGUUUCUGGGUCCCGUUGGCUACCAGAAAAGUCUGAAUCCCAGCUCCCCUAACAAAAAAAUCAAGUCUGGUGAACCUGAACUGUAUCAGUGCGUGAUCUACCUCUCUCCGGCUGACUAUCACGGAAUACAUGUUCCCGCAAAAUGGAGGCCUAGUAUACGGAGGCAUUUUCCUGGUGCGAAUCUAGCCUUUUCAUGGCCCUGA